Molecule: messenger RNA, 867 nt
Organism: Parathielavia appendiculata
Lineage: Eukaryota; Fungi; Ascomycota; Sordariomycetes; Sordariales; Chaetomiaceae
Exons: 1
Coding region: 315-767 (150 amino acids)
Source: RefSeq, a predicted model, not a curated record
AAAAAGCAAGCAGCGAAUACUUACGCUGAGGUUCGCAUCGCGCUCUUUUUCCUGACGAUCAUCAGGAUCUGAUCAAGAAUCAUGGACGUAAAAGGCCACCUGACGAAAUGCGGUCUAGGUCUCACCAGCCAAACUGGGAAAUGGGCAACGUGGGGCGCCCCCACCUUGCCGUCUCGGAAGGUGGACGGCAGGCACAAAGGAAUCGCGGGGUAGUCGCACCGGGCACUCUAAUUGGCGCGCCGGUUCCGGCGUUAUGUGGGGUUGCUGCAGUGGGGUAGGAAGUCCGGUUCACUAACCAAUCGCAUGAGGCUGAAAUGCAAGCGACUCGAACUGGAAACCUCCAUGUGAUGCGACGUCGGCAGCAGAGCAAUUGCCGGCCUGCAUGCUGCCGUGCGAUGGAGACGACUUUAAGGCAUCGCACAUACAGCCCUUCUCACGCGGAGACCCGAGAGAUAACUGCUGCGGAUGAAACCACAAGCUUUUUCUCGGUUGAGGCGCUAUUAUUAACUGGGAUGAAGUUGACACCCCAUCUUGCUCGAUGUGCAAGGUGCUCUGAGACGGCGAGUCAGUUCUCUGACCGAGUGUGUGAGGGCUAUUUUCACUUCUCCACAACUACCUCCUAUGGUAAUGAGUCCGUCGGGUACGGUCUAUUAUGGCCAGCUAGUGCACUCGUCUUGUGCAAGGAACCCCUUUGCGGUGUGCACUCGGGUGGGUGGAAUCAUCUGUCAUCGAACGGCGUGGCUGGCCGAAGGUCAUGCUCCAAAUGAUCAUGGUCAUCCGGCGGAAUGUCACGCCCAAAGAGACAGAUCUGGCUCACCGCAACCUACUUAGUGCCGUGGUGCGGGAUGAACAGGGUGGAUUGAGAGG